This is a messenger RNA of Puntigrus tetrazona (Sumatra barb), 1484 nucleotides long. It is a transcript of the gene nudt8, whose product is annotated as nudix (nucleoside diphosphate linked moiety X)-type motif 8. Lineage: Eukaryota; Metazoa; Chordata; Actinopteri; Cypriniformes; Cyprinidae. The transcript has 5 exons. The record is from RefSeq and is a predicted model, not a curated record. Gene Ontology annotation, molecular function: coenzyme A diphosphatase activity. Bases 123 to 1067 code for a protein of 314 amino acids.
GUGUUUGAACAGUAGGCGGCGCCACGCGACAGCUGAAGAUUCAAACACGCGCCGAAGAAGAAGAAGCCGCUUCUGUCACAACAUCCGGUGAACACCAUCGAGCUCGUCUAGUUCUUUUAAGGAUGCUCAGGCCCCCACAGACGAAGGCUUGCUUGAAUCGGCUCCGACCGGUGUUGACGGCCAGAGACGCUGGAGAACGGACGCUCUGCAGCCGCCCGCCCGAGCUCUUCUCCCCCGGCCCUGUUUCCCGAGCGUCCUCCUUGGCGCCGGACUCUUCCAGACGUGCGGGCCCCGGCGCUCGCUCCCUGUUGAGACGCCCCACGAACUCUCCGCACGCACCGGAUCACGCCUCUCCCUCACGGAGCUCCACCAAUCCAAGCAGAUGGCAGAGCAGUUCAAACGGCUCGGGCGUCCUUUCGACAGCCGGGCUGCACAGGAGGGCCGCGGGGGACGAGUGCCUGUCCGCCGGGAACGAGGCCCGCUGCAGACGCUCUCUGCAGGCGAACGCCGCCCUGUACGCCGGGGAGAGGACGAGCUGGGCGGCGGUGCUGGUGUGUCUGUGCGCCGUGAGCGGGGACCCCGCGCUGCUCUUCACGCUCAGAUCCGCCAAACUGAAGGGCCGGCACAAAGGAGAUGUCAGUUUCGCGGGGGGGAAGAAGGACCCGUCUGACAGGACCGUCGUGGACACGGCUCUCAGGGAAGCGCGCGAGGAGCUGGGCGUCCUCAUCGCUGAGGAUCAAGUGUGGGGUGUGCUCAAACCGCUGCGGGACGUGUCUGGAAUGAUGAUUGCACCGGUGAUAGCCAAUCUUGGACCUCUGGAGGCUCUCUCUUUUCGACCUAAUCCAAGUGAGGUGGAGGAGAUUUUUACCCUGACGCUUGAGCAUUUAUGUCAACCCCAAAACCGAGGCUACACGCACUUCCGCACGGGAGAUCGGUACGGAUACACCCUCCCGGUGUUUCUCGGCCCCAAGCACCGCGUCUGGGGCCUCACGGCGGUGGCCCUGGAUCACGCGCUCAAGAUCAUAGUGCCCCGGGAGCAGCUGCUGGACCACAGCGCCGUUCAGUAGCACCUUCGGGAGAAACCUCUGGCUUUCAACUCGCCUUCGUGUCGUUCUGAAGCCAUAGGACCUGCUUUCACCUUCAGAACACAAAUCAAGAUAUUUCUGAUCAAAUCCCUCCAGAGACCAUAAAACUGCCACCACAAUCAAGACCCAGAAUCAUAGCAAGGAUAUCCAGCGCUCUCUCAUGAACAUUUCAUACGUAUUUCAUGAGGUGGCUAAUUCGUACAUUUACAUGCAAUUUGUCUAGAUCUUGUGCUACUCCUAAAAUACAAAGCGUCGUAUGAAUUUGCGCGAGCGAGGCCGUACCAGUUUGUACGAAUAAAAUAUGCAUGAAUUGCUGGGACAUCAGUAAAACUGUUCAUGUGAUGUCAGCGGUUCAACUGUCAUUUUACGAAGCUAAGAGAAUGCCAUUUGUGCGCAAAA